Molecule: messenger RNA, 2433 nt
Organism: Paramormyrops kingsleyae
Lineage: Eukaryota; Metazoa; Chordata; Actinopteri; Osteoglossiformes; Mormyridae
Gene: neurod1
Product: neuronal differentiation 1
Biological process (GO): sensory organ development; nervous system development; axon development
Cellular component (GO): nucleus
Molecular function (GO): protein dimerization activity; E-box binding; DNA-binding transcription factor activity, RNA polymerase II-specific
Source: RefSeq, a predicted model, not a curated record
UAUUAACAGCGGCUAGAGGUAUACAUGCUCAUCUCUCAGCAUCAGUAGCACCGCUAUAUAACCUGCGCAUCCGUACAGCAGCCUGUCACAACAGACUUCGCAGGACCUCUAACACACCUGGAAGGGCAUGCAACUCACAUAAGAAGACAUUCUGCAGGAGAAAGCGUGCGAGAAUGACCAAGUCAUACACAGAGGGGGGCAUGAUGCCGGAGUCCCAGAGUGCUUCAAAUUGGACUGAUGAAUGUCUUAGUUCCCAAGAUGAGCACGAUAUGGAAAAGAAGAAUGAGGACCAAGAGGAGAUAGGCAAGGAUGAUGAUGUAGAUGAUGUAGAUGGCCUCAACCGACUCGAAGAUGAUGACGACGACGAGGAAGAUGAGGAGGAAGAUGGCGACGAUCAGAAACCCAAGAGACGCGGGCCGAAGAAGAAGAAAAUGACAAAAGCUCGACUCCAGAGGUUUAAAAUUAGACGCAUGAAGGCGAACGCGCGGGAGAGGAACCGCAUGCACGGGCUCAACGAUGCGCUCGAGAGUUUGCGUAAAGUUGUGCCGUGUUACUCGAAAACUCAGAAGCUCUCAAAAAUAGAGACACUAAGGCUGGCUAAAAAUUAUAUAUGGGCUCUUUCUGAGAUUCUACGUUCGGGUAAGAGUCCAGAUUUGAUGUCCUUUGUGCAGGCCCUAUGCAAAGGAUUAUCACAGCCAACCACUAAUUUGGUAGCAGGUUGUCUCCAGCUGAACCCCAGAACUUUUCUUCCAGAGCAGAGUCAGGACAUACCCCCUCAUAUGCAAACAGCCAGUGCUUCCUUUGCUACUCAUCCCUAUUCUUAUCAAACCCCUGGUCUUCCCAGCCCGCCAUAUGGUACAAUGGACAGCUCCCACGUUUUUCACGUCAAGCCGCAUUCCUACGGAAGCGCACUGGAGCCGUUUUUCGAAUCUGUACUAACAGACUGCACUAGUCCCUCAUUCGACGGACCUCUGAGCCCCCCUUUAAGUGUGAACGGGAACUUUUCAUUCAAGCACGAGCCGUCUUCAGAGUUCGAAAAGAACUACGCCUUCACCAUGCAUUACCCAGCGGCAGGUCUGGCGGGACCGCAGGCUCACCCGUCCCUUUACGCGAGCUCCGCACAGCGUUGCGAGAUACCGAUGGAAAACAUCAUGUCAUAUGACGGACAUUCUCACCAUGACAGAGUCAUGAACGCGCAACUGAAUGCUAUAUUCCACGACUAACGAGUACAGUGACACACUGUUAAAGACUGUCUGAAAGCAUUUACGCAUUUGGAUUUCACUGAUGCAAAAGUGCAAAUAUUACAUGCUUAAACUUAUGUACGUAUUUAUUAUUGUUACUGCCUUUAGGUGAGGUUGGAAUGAACACUCCUGUUCGCCUUAUGUAUUAUACUCUAUAGCGCUUCUAUAUGACGGUCACAAUGGGAAAUCGAAGUGGUCGUAUUCCGAAUGUUAUAAUAAUAUCAUCCAUGUAACAAAAUCACAAGCAAUAAUUUGGAAACUAUGCAAUUUUUAAACAGAUAAUGGGCCAAUCGAGAAAAUUAACAAAGAUAUAUAUUUUUUUCAACUACAUUUUACUACUAGUCUAUUCCAUACUGAAUUAUUUUGCUGUGAUUUUGUACAGAAUUCUUAAUUAACUUUUAUAAGGUCAAGUUCCUAUUUUAUCCCAUGCAACUCCAUCAAUGUUUUAUAAAAUAAUAGAGGUAUGUCUUGUUUAUACGAAACAGUGAUGAUGGUAGUAAUAAUGCUAUGAUUUAACCAGCGGGAAAGUGCUCAGUUAUAUGUUAAGUUGCCUUGGCACUUUUUUACUGUAAAAUCAAGCAAGGUUGCAAAAGGUUGCACAAAUCAUCUAAUUUUCUUUAAAUUUCUGUUUUCCUUAAGAAUCAAAAAAAAUAAUUAUAUGGGUGGACGCUAAGACGCUUCCUAGAAGUUAUAAAGUGCGUCAUCUUUUCUGGGUGAUUCCCUAUGUACAGAAAAAACGCUUGACUAUCACUUGAAGUUUAGUUGCCCUAUUUUUAGCUGUACAAAUUAGACAGUAAUCACAGCUGUCCCCCUCGAUUCUGGAAAGAAAUCCCUGGACUUGAAUAAGAAACGUAAUAUAGCGGAAUAGAUAUUGCAUGUACAAAUGCGGUUCAGAAUAAGUGCUGUUUGAGGUGUAAUGCCGGUUCAACUUAAUGAAAUUUGUAUUGUAUUUUUGUUUGUUAACUUGUACAAUAUGAUGUAAUGCCACAUCGCAUUGAGGCUUACAACGCAUUUCUUAUCUAUUUAAAUUGCAGAUAGUGUUGAAUAUUUGGUCAAAAGUUACAUUUCUCCUUCGAUGUGAUUUCUUAGUGUACGUAAUUCCUAUGGGAUUAUUGUUUUUAUUUUGAUAGCUCAUAAAAGGCGCGAAUGAUUAUUUGUAGAAUAAAGUCCAUAAUUAAAAUUUUUCCACUUA